CUCCAGCAUUUUGCUCAAGCGCUUGGACAUCUGUGGGAAGUUGCCACGGAUGGGAGAUGAAGCCCCAGCCACCCACUUGACAAUUGAACAUGGCGUCGCCACUAUCACGCUGAACCGGCCGAAGGAGAAGAACUCGCUGAGUCCAGAGCUGGUGAAUUCUCUGGGGGACAGCCUGAAGGCCUGCAUGGCAAACGAGGAGGCUCGGGGGCCCGCGGAUUGUCUUAACGAAUAGCGGCGGCACGUUCUGUGCGGGCGCAAAUCUGAAGGGUGCCGCGAGCGAGGCCCCGCGCUACACCCUCCCAGACAUCCUGAAGAUUAUGCAGGAAGGGCCGAAGGUGGUUCUUGGCAAGAUCAACGGUCACUGCACCGGCGGAGGGGUGGGGCUGGCGGCAGCCUGCGACAUCUCCGUGAUCAGCAGCACCUCCGAGGUGGGCUUCACGGAGGUGCGCAUAGGGGUUUCUCCGGCCAUGAUCUCCGUGGUGUGCCUCCCGAAGAUGCGACGGGCCGACGCGGCGGAGCUGAUGCUCUCCGGGCAGAAGGUCCCCGCGGACCGCGCGGCGGAGGUCGGGCUGCUGAACUACUCGGUGCACCCGGGCCAGCUGAGCGCAAAGGUGGCCGACAUCGCCGGGAAGCUCGUGCGAGGUGGGCCAAACGCCUUGGCUGCGACCAAGGCUCUGGUCUACAAGGUCCCAGGGAUGCCUCUGGACGAUGCCUUCGCAUGGACAGCGAAGGUGUCCGCGGAGUGCUUUGGGUCCCAGGAGGCGCGCGACGGCAUCGCGGCCUUCAGCAAGCGCGUGGACGCGCCGUGGGUUCCGAAGCCGAAGCUGUAGCGACCGCUUGUCUGAAGACCGAAGCUUGGCUGUAGACCGCUUUUUCUGGAGGGAGAUAGGGCCGAGCUCGAGAAACACGGCCAGAUUGAACGAGAGAUGGUCGUCGGAGAUGUUUCGAGGGGGAUGAUGGGGAGCGGGCUUUCGUGCGUGAGGUCCGCUUCGCUCACAACUCUUCGCUUGCAAGGCGGAUGCCGGUUCAAGAUCAGGCCACACAGUAAAGUGGCACGACUAGGCAGACCAGCACGAGCACGCACGCGGCAGUCGAGGUGCCGAGCCGUCGAUCGCGGCCGGGGCAGACUCAUCCGUGGCCGUGGAAGCCCUUGAGCGCUCGGCAAGAGCGUGCAGCCUCCCCCCCUCCCUCCCUCCGUCCUCCUCCCUCCCGUAUGUCUGUUUGCCCCCUACUUUUGAUCUCCUCCUCAUGGGUGCGGGGUGAGGCGCUCGGCCUCCGUGGGCGGCCUCCGCGCCAGAUCGCCGGCGCCGUCCCGUCUGCGCGGGUCGCGCCCCCCUCGGCGCGGCCGCUCGCGCUUUUUCCCCAUGGAGUCUUGCCCAGUCUUGUUGCGCAUUAUUUCUAGUCUGAGCUCUCCACGUUUCUCUUCAGCCUGUCCUAGUCUCGCUUGCUCGUUCGCCGAGUUUUUGUUGCUUCGCCGUUGUGGAGCACGAUGCGUAGCUGUCCCCGCCGCUUGGCCGAUGCAGGCGGGCGCAAGCCUAAGUGGGGUCAGACUGCACACUGGGGACCGGCCACCUAGCUGCGGCUCGUGCUCACGGAA
Messenger RNA from Prorocentrum cordatum, 1597 nucleotides. The record is from the annotation of a GenBank genome assembly. Lineage: Eukaryota; Dinophyceae; Prorocentrales; Prorocentraceae.